AUGUCAUUAUCCCAUUCAGGGUUGCCGUCCGCAGAGAUUGAGCGCGUAUUUGCAGUUCUCCGUUUUGUUUCGCAGCGGCAGGAGGCAUCAUCAUCAUCAUUGUCAUCGUUGUCCUUGCCGGCUGCUGGCGGCAGCGAGGGCGAUACACUCAACGCGGGCACCGUGGCGGCUGUUGCGAGGGGGAAGGCGGGAAAAAAGGUUUCCGAUCCGCUCAUCAUCCCGGAGGAUGUUCAAAACAAGUUGGAGGCGUUUCGCAUGGCGGUGACGAAUAUUCCUGUACAGAUGGAGACGGUGCAGUCUGCCCGGGCGGCCCUGCGCACGGCACUGCGGGAUGCCUACCCGAACAAGUUGGAGGAUGUAGAUCAACUGUGCGAUCGCAAUUUAUUUGUUUCGAAGGCCACGGCAAAGGGCACUCCGCAUUUCAUGUUAAGGGACGUCUAUGGCUUGCAGGCGAUGCAUGAAGUUGUCCCCGGGCUGUAUGUUGGCUCCUAUCACCCGGCAUCGGAAAGGGAAUUGCUUCAUCGUCACAAGGUGACUCACGUGUUGUGCUGCAUCGAUGUCAUGCCUCGCUUCCCGUCGGAGUUUACGUACAUGAAGGUUUCUGCGCAGGACAUGCCCGGAUACAACAUUGCGAAGUUUUUCCCCCAAACAUUUGAGUUUAUUGAGGAUGCGCUGAUUAAACAGCACUCCGCCGUGCUCGUACACUGCGGUGCGGGCAUUUCUCGCGCCCCCACCAUUGCCGCCGCGUACCUCAUCAAGAAACUGCGACUGACUGCAGUGGCGGCGAUUGAGCUUAUUCAAAGCAGGCGUCAUGUGGCAUCGCCCAACCUCGGUUUCCGUCAACAACUGCGGGCCUAUCAAGAAGAGCUUGGCAUAUACCCAGAAGGAGCAGAGGGAGCCCGGCCUCGGGCGGGGAUGUCUUUGCGAAUAAACAACAAAUGA
Messenger RNA from Trypanosoma cruzi, 942 nucleotides. RefSeq names its product dual specificity protein phosphatase, putative. The record is from RefSeq and is a predicted model, not a curated record. Gene Ontology annotation, cellular component: cytosol. The transcript has a single exon. The coding region runs from base 1 to 942 and encodes 313 amino acids. Lineage: Eukaryota; Euglenozoa; Kinetoplastea; Trypanosomatida; Trypanosomatidae. Gene Ontology annotation, biological process: protein dephosphorylation. Gene Ontology annotation, molecular function: protein tyrosine/serine/threonine phosphatase activity.